Candoia aspera is the source of this 5277-nucleotide messenger RNA. Its product is annotated as zinc finger protein 850-like. Gene Ontology annotation, molecular function: RNA polymerase II cis-regulatory region sequence-specific DNA binding; DNA-binding transcription factor activity, RNA polymerase II-specific. The record is from RefSeq and is a predicted model, not a curated record. The transcript is spliced from 2 exons. Bases 286 to 3705 code for a protein of 1139 amino acids. NCBI's taxonomy places the organism in Eukaryota, Metazoa, Chordata, Lepidosauria, Squamata, Candoiidae. Gene Ontology annotation, cellular component: nucleus. Gene Ontology annotation, biological process: regulation of transcription by RNA polymerase II.
CAAAUAUUCCAUGGAAAGGUCAAGCGGGAUAAUUUCAAAUUCAGAAAAAGGGAAAUGCCUGGAGGUCAGUGGGGAGGAAGAGGUCACUUGGAUAGCCACGUAGGGCAGACAGUAAAGCAAGCCUCACCCUGUGAGGAAGGAAACAGUCACUUGAAUCAAAGCACCACCAAACAAGGGAUCAGAAAUAGUUUUGAUCUCCAUGAGAAUCCAAGAAUAUCAGUGGUGGAAAAGCCCCAUUGAGCUGUAUAUUUUGGGAAAAGCAGAGGUUACAGAUCACAGCUGAUUAUGCACGAGAGGACCCACACCGGAGAUAAACCCUACCAGUGUCCUCAAUGCAGCAAAAGCUUUAGCAAGCAUACCACCCUGGUGAAUCACCAGAGGACUCACACCAGGGAGAAACUGUAUGAGUGUCCGGAUUGUGGGAAAAGUUUUUGUUUGAAUUCCAGCCUGGUGAACCACCAGAGGACUCACACAGGAGAGAAACCGUAUGAGUGUCCGGACUGUGGGAAAAGUUUUUGUUUGAAUUCCAGCCUGGUGAACCACCAGAGGACUCACACAGGAGAGAAACCGUACGAGUGUCCAGAUUGUGGGAAAAGUUUCAGUCAGAAUUCCAGCUUGGUGAAACACCAGAGGACUCACACAGGAGAGAAACCGUAUGAGUGUCCGGAUUGUGGGAAAAGUUUCAGUCAGAAUUCCCACUUGGUGAAUCACCAGAGAACUCACACAGGAGAGAAACCAUAUGAGUGUCCGGGUUGUGGGAAAAGUUUCAGUCAGAAUUCCAGCCUGGUGAGACACCAGAGGACUCACACAGGAGACAAACCGUAUGAGUGUCCCGAUUGUGGGAAAAGUUUCAGUCAGAAUUCCAAGCUUGUGGGACACAAGAGGAUUCACACAGGAGAGAAACCGUAUGAGUGUCCGGAUUGUGGGAAAAGUUUCAGUCGGCAUUCCAACCUGGUGAAUCACCAGAGGACUCACACAGGAGAGAAACCGUAUGAGUGUCUGGAUUGUGGGAAAACUUUCAGUGGGAAUUCCAAGCUGGUGAACCACCAGAGGACUCACACAGGAGAGAAACCCUAUCAGUGUCUGGAUUGUGGGAAAAGUUUCAGUUGGCAUUCCAACCUGGUGAACCACCAGAGGACUCACACAGGAGAGAAACCGUAUGAGUGUCCGGAUUGUGGGAAAAGUUUCAGUGAGAAUUCCAAGCUGGUGGGACACCAGAGGACUCACACAGGAGAGAAACCGUAUGAGUGUCCGGAUUGUGGGAAAAGUUUCAGUUGGCAUUCCAACCUGGUGAACCACCAGAGGACGCACACAGGAGAGAAACCGUAUGAGUGUCCAGAUUGUGGGAAAAGUUUCAGUCAGGAUUCCCACCUGGUGAGACACCAGAGGACUCACACAGGAGAGAAACCGUUUGAGUGUCCGGAUUGUGGGAAAGGUUUCAGUCAGAAUUCCCACCUGGUGAACCACCAGAGGACUCACACAGGAGAGAAACCGUUUGAGUGUCUGGAUUGUGGGAAAAGUUUCAGUCAGAAUUCCUGCCUGGUUAAACACCAGAGGACUCACACAGGAGAGAAACCAUAUGAGUGUCUGGAUUGUGGGAAAAGUUUCAGUCAGAAUUCCAACCUGGUGAAACACCAGAGGACUCACCCAGGAGAGAAAUUGUAUGAGUGCCCCGAUUGUGGGAAAACUUUCAGUCAUAAUUCUGGCCUGGUGAGACACCAGAGGACUCACACAGGAGAGAAACCGUUUCCAUACAAAUGCACCAAAUGCGGCAAAAGCUUUACUUGGAACAGCUCCCUGGUAGUUCAUCGAAGGACCCACACUGGAGAGAAGCCAUACCAGUGUUCUCAAUGUGGCAAAAGCUUUACCAGGCAUGCCACCCUGGUGUAUCACAAGAGGGCUCACACCGGAGAGAAACCGUAUGAGUGUCUGGCUUGUGGGAAAAGUUUCAUUCGGAAUUCACACCUGGAGAGACACCAGAGGACUCACACAGGAGAGAAACCAUAUAAGUGUCCAGUUUGUGGGAAUAAUUUCAGUCAGAAUUCCACCCUGGUAAAACACCAGAGGACUCACACAGGAGAGAAACCGUAUGAGUGUCCAGAUUGUGGGAAGAGUUUCAGUUGGGAGUCGAACCUGGUGAUACACCAGAGGACUCACACAGGAGAGAAACCAUAUGCGUGUCGAGAUUGUGGGAAACGUUUCAGUCGGAAUUCCCACCUGGUGAGGCACCGGAGGACUCACACAGGAGAGAAACCAUAUGAGUGUCCGGAUUGUGGGAAAAGUUUCAGUCGAAAUUCCCACCUGGUGAUACACCGGAGGAUUCACACAGGAGAAAAACCGUAUGAGUGUCCAGAUUGUGGGAAAAGUUUCAGUCAGAAUACCAGCCUUGUGAUACACCAGAGGACUCACACAGGAGAGAAACCGUAUGAGUGUCCAGAUUGUGGGAAAUGUUACACUUGGAAUUCUGAACUGGUGAUACACCAGAGGACUCACACAGGGGAGAAACCGUAUGAGUGUCCUGAUUGUGGGAAAAGUUUCAGUCGGAAUUCUGAACUCAUGAUACACCAGAGGACUCACACAGGAGAGAAACCGUAUGAGUGUCCAGAUUGUGGGAAAAGUUUCAGUCAGAAUUGUCACCUGGUGAUGCACCAGAGUACUCACACAGGAGAGAAACCGUAUAAGUGUCUAGACUGUGGGAAAAGUUUCAGUCAGAAUUCCAGCCUGCUGAAACACCAGAGGACUCAUACAGGAGAGAAACCAUAUGAGUGUCCAGAUUGUGGGAAAACUUUCAGUCAGGAUUCCAACCUUGUGAAACACCAGAGGACUCACACAGGAGAGAAACCCUAUGAGUGUCUGUAUUGUGGGAAAACUUUCAGUCAGAAUUGUCACCUGGUGAUGCACCAGAGUACUCAUGCAGGACGGAAGCUGCAUAAGUGUUCAGAUUGUUGGAAAAGUUUCAGUCGGAAAUCCGAACUGAUGAGACACCAGAGGACUCAUACAGGAGAGAAACUCUAUGAAUGUCUGGAUUGUGGGAAAACUUUCCAUCAGAAAUGUCACCUUGUGAUGCACCAGAGGACUCACACAGGAGAGAUAGCAUAUGAGUGUCUGGAUUGUGGGAAAAGUUUCAGUCAGAAUUCCCACCUGGGGAUUCACCAGAGGACUCACACAGGGGAGAAACCAUAUGAAUGUCUGGAUUGUGGGAAAAGUUUCAGUCGGAAAUCUGAACUCAUGAGACAUCAGAGGACUCACACAGGAAAGAAACUCUAUGAGUGUUCAGAUUGUGAGAAAAGUUUCAUUUGGAAUUCUGAGCUGGUGAUGCACCAGAGGACUCACACAGGAGAGAAACCGUAUGAGUGUUCAGAUUGUGGGAAAAGUUUCAGUCGGAAAUCCUACCUGGCAGUACACCAGAGGACUCACACAGGAGAGAAACCGUAUGAGUGUUCAGAUUGUGGGAAAAGUUUCAGUCGGAAAUCCGACCUGGUGAUACACCAGAGGACUCACACUGGAGAGAGACCAUAUGAGUGUCCGGAUUGUGGGAAAGAUUUCAGUCUUAGGUCUAGCCUUAUAAAUCACGUACGUUUACACAUAGGAGAGAAACCAUUCAAAUGCCCAGACUGUGGACGGCACUUCAGUCAAAAUUCCUCCCUUAUCACACACAAGAAAAUGCACCUCAGGCAGAAGGUGAUGAGUGUAGAGGAGGCUUGAAUUUCACUUCUCAUCUCCCAUUGGACAUCGAGCUGAAAAGUUUAGUGUUUAAUUUCUGGUCUGAUUCUUUGUAGUCAAACAUGUGUCAGUACUAGAAAUGAGGGAGGAGAGAAAAGAAUGGAAAAUGUUAGUUUGAGAAAGACUAACUACACGUAUCUGGCUAUCAGCAGAACUUCCCAGUAAGCUGCUGCAGGUCCUAAAUGAUUCAUGAAAAAAAGAUAGGAGCAGUCAGAAUUUAUAAGAAUAUAUUUUAGAGACGUUUGUGGCAGUGACAAACGCCCUGUAAAGUUUCAGAUGGAAAGGCUGUUCUGCCUUGCAGCUGAACAUGAUGGAUAAGAGCUGUAGGAAUAUUGAGUUUAGGAGAAAAGGCAUUGUGGGUCUGAGCGUAGGAUCUCCAGGUGUAGGAACAGCCCCUGCUGUGAUUGUGUUUGCCUGGAGGUGCCUGCUUGUUACCCUUGGAUGGCUGUUGCUGAUAGCAGCGCCAAGAGGCUGACCCUUUUGUUACAUCCCCCUUGACGGUGGAGAUGGGAGGAAAAAAUUGCACAGUGGAAGAUGUUUCAUGUCUAGAAAUGGAUUGUGUAAGAACCAUUCAUGGCUUUUGAGAAGGAAAGAAACUGGGUGGUGUCAGCGUUGCUGUGAACGUGGGGCCAAGGUAAGGCAAAGCUCCCUUCCCAAGACAUGGGAGAUGCUUCCAUUUCUUUCUCUCCUCUUUCAGGGCCUUUUUUCCUGUUUUCGCCAAAAUUCAAGAGAGGAGCAUUAUUUGGAGCAGCUAAGUGGCAUUUUAGCUAUGCGGAUUAAUGAUCCUGAUUUUGCUGAGUUCACAAGACACCAAAGAAUUCAAGGCUUGUUCAUUUUAGGAACCCAAUUCAGAGAUCAGGUUAUAAUACUUUUUUUCCCUAGUUGAUCACUUUGCUUAUGAUCCCUUUGCAGAAGGACAGCCAACAGCCAGGACCAGGCCAGGGGUGGGGAGGAAGCAAGAGGUUCUUUUGUCCUGAGCCUCAAGCUUUAAGUGGCUUCAAAUGUAAACCUCUCCAAAGUUGUUUAACUUUAAAAUAUUCAAAUUACUUUUAAUCCUCUCUUCUUUCUUCUCUCUUGCUCUUUUUUGGUGGCGUAUUUUUGUGCACACCUGUUAUGACGUCCCAUUUUAUUAUGGGUAGUUGCUGCAAAAUCUUCUUUCCUUAAGGAUUUAUUUUGUAAGUUUGUCAUUUUGGGGGCAUUGCCCACUCUUAGGCUAUAUCCUCUUGGAUAUGGAUGCUGUCAGUGCAUUUACAGAAAGAUCCAUCUUGCAGUCGGGACUUUUCUCUUAGAAGAUAGAGAUACAGAAGCCCUGCUCAGGACCGCCAGUAUCUUGUUCUCAUCCCGUUCUUGAAUUUCUCCCCAUAGUUAGUGGUUGGCUCUUAGUAUUAACUGAAGAUAUAUCAAUUCUGUUCAAUAUAUACUCUGCAUGUGUGUUCCCUUCCUGUGAGUAAACAAAUGUGUUUCCUCCUCCUCUCCUUUUUCUUUUUCUUCUUUCCUUUUGUAAGUAAACAAAUGAUGUGUUCCCUUCUUGUGAAUAAACAAACAUAAAGCUUC